CGCCGCGGCCUCGACACGCACGCGCACUGGUGCGCACCGGCUCCAGGACUCGGACACCCCCUCCCGAUAUUCGUGCGUGCACGCGCCGCGCGCGCUCGCGCGCCCACCAUCUCGGUUUCCCCGCGUUUGGUGCAUUGCCUGGCGAAAUCGGUCGUCGUUGUGUGCUUCUGCUGUUCGCCGUUCCCGCGUGGUGCACGGCCGCCGGCGCGCGGUGUUUGCCAUUGUGGUCGUCUUCGGUGGUGGAGUAGCCGAUGGAGCGGCGGCAUGAGGACUGACGGAGCUUCUGGCGACUGCCAUGGUCCACAGCCCUCUCGCGGCGCACGACGCUCAGGGUAGCGCUGGCAGGCACCAAGCUCUGCUCCUCGACGGCGACCGAGGUUCCCCGACGCAGUCUUCCAGCCCUCUCGACUACCGGUGUCACGCGAGUCCGACGCGACCGAGCCCGUCUCCGCGCGAAGCUAUGGGAUUGUCUGAUCGGGGCGACCCGCCGUGCGCCAACGAAGGGCCCGAGCUGCCGUCCGCUGCCGUGCACGCAUCUCCCAGGGCUGACCUGCUCUGCCACCGCAUCGCCUCCUCCGUGCCCGGAUCUCGACUCGGCGGCACCGACGAAGUCUCCUCGGGCGAUCGCGCUACGGCGCCGAGGCAUUCCGCGCACCAGCACAGUCCACCGUUGAGCCAGCACCACCAGUCUCAGCAGCAACAGCAGCAUCACCAGCGGCCUCCGCACCAGUCACAGCAGCACCAGCACCACGGUUCGUCCGGAAGGACUCCGAUGGUGAUGCGAGCCGACAGCCCGCAAGAGAUGAGCGACGACUUCCCGAAGCGAAAGCAACGACGCUACCGAACCACCUUCACCAGCUACCAGCUCGAGGAACUGGAGAAGGCCUUCGCCAGGACCCACUACCCGGAUGUUUUUACCAGGGAGGAACUGGCGAUGAGGGUGGACCUGACGGAAGCGAGAGUUCAGGUCUGGUUCCAGAACCGGCGGGCCAAGUGGCGGAAGCAGGAGAAGGCCGCGGGCAACGCGCUGCAGUCGCAGGGCUACAACCCGUACUCGACGGCGCAGUCGCUCAGCUCGUCGACGCCCACCAUGGCGGCCGGCGGCCACCCGUCGCCGUCCGUUGCCGCCGCGGCAGCGGCCGCGGCCGCCUUCGGCUCUCUGUACGGCCGCAAGCCCCCGACAGCCGGUGCCCAGGAGUCGGCUCUGUUGAACGCUGCGCGGCUCUCGCCCUACAUCAACUCGGCGGCGGCAGCAGCGGCCGCGAUGCCGCUGCUGACGCCCGGCCACGCGUUCUUCCCGAUCAGCCCGUUCGCGCACUUCCUGCCGCCUUCGCUGCCGGCGCUGUACCAGACUCCGGCGCCCUUCCAGAACUGGCUGGCCACGCUGUCCGUGCACAACCGGCAGCGGGUCGACAUCGCGCCGCCCGACGUCGUGCCGCCUACCACGGCUCCCGUGCUGCCGCCGUCCCCUCCGUCGUCUCUGCUCCACCAAAGAGUGCCUCCGGCCGUGGCCAUACCGCCGCCGCCACCGCCGCCUCCUCCGUCCAGCGCCGCGGCUUCGACGGCAGCGCUGGUGCCUCCACCUCCUCCGCUGACUGCCGCGGCGGCGGCGCAGCGGCCUAUCCUGGGCGGCAGCAGUCCAGCCAGGUCUUCGUCCAGUGUGUCCCCUGGUGUGACGGCGUCCACUCUGUCGCCGUCCGCGUCGCCUCCGACCACCGGCGGAGGCCCCGAUCGCCGAAGCUCGAGCAUCGCCGCGCUUCGCAUGAAGGCUCGCGAGCACGAGAUUCAGCUCGAGAUCAUGCGCAAGACGAACGGCGAGAUCGCUAGCUAACCAGCGAGCGACACAGAAGAGAACGCUGGAGACCUACCUGCGUGCCCCAUCCUGCCCACCGUUGACUGUACUUGGACUGAGUGCUCAACACUGAGGACUUCCGUCCUGUCGUCGUCCGUGACGGCGACCUUUCAUGUGCCUUGUCGUUACAGCCGUCCACCGCGAAUUUUUGCGGACGAGUGCUUAGCGCGUCUUUAAAGGUGGAACCUGCGUGAGCUUUCAGACGUCCAACGCUGAAAGACAUCUCAAGGUGCACGAAGCGAACGGCGGCACCUUCGCGUAAUAUGCACUAUGGAAGGGACAACCACCUUGGAACGUCCCGUGCAGACUCGAAAUAAGCUGUCUUGGGACGCAAAAUGUGACUGGAUCAACGAGCCAAGAUGACCUGAAUUAAUUCGUUUUAAUUUAUGCCGCACGUCUCUUGACGUUGAAGUGUGUGAUAACAGUUGUCUGAAUCAUGGAUUCCGACGUCGAAUUUGUCUUAUGUGCAGUGACUACGUGCCUUGCGAUGCUUGCAGGACGUAUCUUGUGUGCCGAUAAAAAGACAAAAACUUACACUCCUUAUACGAUACCAAAAAGAAGGAUGCAAUGGGACCAUUUCCUUUUUUUUUUCUACUUUUUUGUGUGUUUGUCAUGGACUUAUGUGCAGUGGUCGCCUACUUUCAGCCGAUAAUGUGUCAAUGCUUGUGAUCCGUGAUGUACAGUAUUUCAUCUUGCCUCUCAUUGCCUUUGAAUCGUGUAUUGUGUAAAUGGCGCUAUUUAUAUUUCUACUUGCGUAUUCGCUUUUCUACACAGUUCUUUUAAAGAAACAAAUGCACGCAUUUGUAUCAACAGACACGCGUACAUAAGAUUCCUUGUUUGCCUAAACUAUUUUACUAUUAUACUUUUCCCGUUUUCUGAAAGACAACAGUGAAGAAAUAAAAUAAUCUGACGUGUGCCUUACAUUAUGCUGCGGAAACGCUGUGCUGUGGUUGAAAUCCUCGCUUCACCUACGUAUGCCUGUCGAAACUCGACAGGUACACGGAUAAACUUUCAGUAUCAUCUGGGCAUGACUUCCAGAAGCAAUAUUUUGACAGGCUAGGCUGACUACAGCAAGCAUGCGUUUGCGCGCAUGCAUAGUAGGAUACGUAUUGCAGGUAUUAGUGUCGCCAACAUAACGCCAUAACGCGGUUGACCAAUGAAUAUCUUUGAGUGCAUUCAGAGUAUAGUGCGGAUGUGCCUUAUAGAGUAUGUGGAAACGCUAGUAGCGGAUUCAGGGUACAGAGCCAGGAUUUAACUACAGCACUUUGGCCGGUGUUAAAGAAAACUACGAGCUGUACCUAGAGAACUAACAUGGCCAAUACAUCAAUGGUCCUGUACAUCUCGAAACCAGGGAUCCAAAAUGUGACAAGAUCAACGAACAUGACAACGACAGUGAAACAUAAAUGCCUAGAAUUUGAAUAUUCGAGUUCUUUCGACAGAACUGACAUGUAUGUGUAUAGGGUGAUCAUUGUUAAGUUUUGUGGAACUUUUAAAAAUCACCUCUUGCAAAUAACAUAAUUCUAGUUCUUGAGCUGGAUUAUUCAAAGAUGCGGGCAUUACUUGCACCAUAAAAUGAAACACAUAAUCAACUAAUUAACAAAAAUAACUAAUUAUCUUCAUAAUUAUUUUGCGCCACAGGUUGCAAUUCACGAAUUGUAGCAGGUAAGUUUGCAAGGCGUACCCGCUUAGAAUGAAUUUCCAGAAUGGCACUAGUUACAAAAUAUACGCCAUCAAAGUCGCCGUAAAAAUGCACUGUUCCACUUUUUAAAGAAAGCCGUCUUCUUUGCAUUCAAGCACAAAAGUAACCGGAACGUCCAUGUAUUUCGUCCCACACUUUGGGAAAUAAUAUCUUGAAACUGGUGUCAUCGUGGAAAUUCAUUUAAUGUGGGUACGUCUUGCAAGUUCACCAGUUACAAUUCGUUAAUUGCAGUAUGGGCCGUAAUGUAAUUAAAUAAGAAGUUAAUUGCUGAAGUAUAUGUGUCGAUUUCUCAUGCUAGUUAUGUCCGCCUCUUCGAAUAAUUCAGCUCAAGGACAAGAAUUGUAUUAUGUAUAACAGGCAAUUAUUAAAUAUUUCGUAAAAAUUAAAGAUGGUCACCCUGUAUAUAUGCUUUUUUUUAUAAAUAUAGUGGUCCUCGAAUUUUAGCCCAAUGCUUACUCCUCCGUCCACUCAUUCAAGUAGACCCAUGGCGAGGCUCACGCAAAAUUGUGCUCAGUUAAGAAGAAGUGAAGCUGGAACCGCGAAAAGCAAAAUACACGCACACUUGUAUUGGCCAGAAAUUACCAUUUAAAUUUUGUAUAAUUGACACGGAUUUCGAAAUCAGUCGAAAAUUUGAUGGGUCGUCUUAGAAACAACGUAGCUAACUCUGACUGACAGUCAGAGUUACAUUGGAGUUAAAGCCAGAAGAACGAAGCGAUACAGCGUUAAAAAACAUUAACGGGAAGGAGUUCGAGCUAUCCUGCGUUAAACUUCAUGAUAGACACCGAUCGUUGGAAAUAUCUCGCAAGAUCUCUCGCCCCGUUCUUUGGAUGGAUAAAAAUGGCUGGCGUUUUUUGAAGAAGUGAUUAAAGGGCAAGAAUUAUGGCGCAGAAUAAUGUCGAAGUUUUGAACUCAACAGCAAAUUUGGUUUUGAAAGUGAAACGGCCUUGAGUGUGUCCGAAACCGAGCAGCACUGCUCAAUACCUCGUCGUGCCAAAUAGCACGUAUCAUGCGCCGUAUUAGGGCAGCGUCGAAACUCGGCAAAAACCUACCUUUGCGCACGUGUCUAUGGUAGGGGCUUUUAGCGUCUGGUGCUUUAUCUGGCCGAGGGCAAAUAAAAUGUCGGUGUGGAGAGUCGCAUGCGCAAACCAGGCGCUUUCUUUAGUAUACAAGUGUAGAACGGAGUGUUUAGGUUAAGGAACGUAAUUUAAGCUCGUAAAAUAUGUACGCAAACUGAAAGGCUUGCGCCGAAGUGCUAAUCCGGCUGCACGUAAUGCGGUGUACUUUGUCUUUCAUGCGCGGAAGAAAGAACAAGUGUUUCUUCUGUUUCCUCGGAAGGCUCGAUCGUUAACGAGCAGUCGGUCUUUGUUUUAGCUCGUGUGACUUUACUAACAAGAACAAAGAAAAAGGAAGCACGGGUAGAACUAGACUCUGCAGCGGGGACAAUGGGAACGCUAAACGAUAAUUCAAGAACAUUUGUAUAGUCUGUCUGUAGAAAUCGUAUUCUCUCUACGGCCUCGGUAGGCAGAAAAUUUCCAACGCGUACUAUCGCGCUCGAUAUUAAGUACAACGCGCGCUCGAGCGCUUUGUCACGAGCUUUCGCGUUAUAGUUCAUACUGCACGCCAAAGUACGCGUGUAUAUAUGCACGCGAAUUUGAUUGCGAGUGGCCAUGCGAAAAAUUUUCCCGAUGCUUCUGCUUAGCCCUUCCGCGUUCGACUUGAUGAAUUUUGCGAUCCACCAUUGCCUGCAUACCAUAUUUGCUUGAUUAUCAGCCGAACGUGGACGCAUGUAAAAUUCCUAAAAUCUAGAAUAAAAAAAGAUCAAUUUACAAGCACGACAAACGCCUGUCAUCUUAGGUUAUGCCGUUUUGUGGGUGUGCAUAUAUGUUUGGUGCCUCCAUAAAUUUAUCAUUCCUUAGUCGCCGCCACAAAGGUGACACUUGAUAUGGGCCCAUAUAUAGUUCAAAAAAGGGUUAGGCGGUGUCCACUUGCGUUCAACAGAACACGGCAGAUUUUCCGGUCAACCUAGGUUUGUAUAUUAAAGAAAUUUUCUUAGGUGGAAACUGUUUGUAAGAGCAGGUGUCAUUCCAACGCGAUGACGGGCAUAUUAUUAGACAAGGCGGUCGGCCAGUGGCAAACAACACUUACGAACGAAAGGCUUUGUGGAUUCGGCCCCUGAUUAUUACCAGGCAGUAAAUAAUCCAGGGUUACCGUUGAUUCGUCAUUGGCGCAACGUUUAUUUAUCAGGUCUUUCCUUCGGAACAAACCUGGCCAAGUUUUACCGAAGAAGAUCGACUGAGCAGCGGACGUACCACAUGAGUGCAAUAAAAAAAAAUAGAAGCCUAUGGCUCCGUUAUCUUGGCGCUAACAGACACGAAGGCGCCAAACAAACAAACAAGCCAACAAACAAACAAGCAAAAACAUCGUGCUGAAAUGUUGAAACACGCUCUUAGCUGCACGUAUACCUCAGGGCUGUUAACAACAGCAUGCUGUUUCUAGCUCAGCACGCUGUUCUGUCCUAUUCAGGAACAUUCACUCGUAUUUGGGAGACCGGCUUUUUUCAUUGUGCAGUAUAUUAUACAAUUAUGAAAGGAGAAAGCUGCAUGUUGUGAAUCAGGUAGCAAGAUCUGUGUUUUCGCUGCAUUUCUUGUGGUGUCCUUACGGUCAUGUCACAGGAGUAGAUCCUUUUUUCUUGUAAUGUUUUUCUCUCAAACUUUAUUUAAUUCAAUUCAUCAAGUAAGAAUGACAUCGAUAACAGGAAAUGACGCUAGCUGCCUUUCGCCACCUAAACAGUUGCCGUCAAUCUUGUAUCAUUUAAAGACUAUGCAGGGUGCGAAACCAAUUUAUUAACUGUGUUUUACCAUGUGAAGCGACGUGGCUUGAUGUUAACGAAGCUCCGUGGCUCUCAGAAGCAACGCAUGUGGAGCCGCUAGAUGUAUGUAGAUGCAAGUUCACUUCGUUUUUUUUUUUUAUGCCAGAGAAUUGCAUUCAUCGAAGAGUCUUUUCAAUGCUGAAUUUUACGUAAUCUUGUACAUUCCGCGCUUUUUGGUUUGUUGGGAUAAUAAAAUAUGAGAAGCGUCUAUAUUUCAUAAGAA
This is a messenger RNA of Dermacentor andersoni, 6643 nucleotides long. RefSeq lists its product as uncharacterized. Gene Ontology annotation, molecular function: DNA-binding transcription factor activity, RNA polymerase II-specific; RNA polymerase II transcription regulatory region sequence-specific DNA binding. Lineage: Eukaryota; Metazoa; Arthropoda; Arachnida; Ixodida; Ixodidae. Gene Ontology annotation, biological process: regulation of transcription by RNA polymerase II. The record is from RefSeq and is a predicted model, not a curated record.